Scylla paramamosain (green mud crab) is the source of this 3179-nucleotide messenger RNA. Its product is annotated as buccalin-like. Gene Ontology annotation, molecular function: neuropeptide hormone activity. The record is from RefSeq and is a predicted model, not a curated record. NCBI's taxonomy places the organism in Eukaryota, Metazoa, Arthropoda, Malacostraca, Decapoda, Portunidae.
GGAAGAGAUAAAGAGAAGGAUAAAGGAGGUUGCAGCAGCAGCAUGAGGAGGGGUUCCCUCGUCCCCCUGUCCCUGGUGGUGGUGGUGGUGGUGGUGGUUGGGCUGCCCCCCCCUACCAUGGCUCAGCUGGGUGACUACGACCUCCAGUACGACCCCAAUACUCUGCUACAGAUCCUACAGCAGUACGAGGCAGCCGCAGCAGAAGCAGUAGCAGUAGCAGAAGCAGAAGCAGCAGCAGCAGAGGAGUUAGAGGAUGAAGAGAAUUAUUCCUACGGUAAGCGACAAACUCCUGACCAUUACUCCUUCGGGCUCGGCAAGAGGACCCCCCAGCCCUACGCCUUUGGACUGGGCAAGAGAGGCGGGGUCUACUCCUUCGGGCUUGGCAAGAAAUCUGACAUGUAUUCCUUCGGGCUUGGCAAAAAAUCUGACUACAACUUUGGCCUUGGGAAGAGAAGUGUUCGAGAAGUGGCGAGUGAGGAAGAGGAGGAGGUGAAGAAGGAACUGCAGGAAGAUAAAGAGGGUGAAGCUAAGAGGACAAAAAGGGAUGUGAAUGAUGAAGACAAGGAAGAGGAAGAGAACAAGAGAAAUUCGCAGUAUGAUACCUACUCCAAGAGGCCAAGAGCUUACUCCUUCGGGCUUGGCAAGAGAAAACAAGAGGACAUGGCUUUCUCCAAGAGGCCGAGGGACUACGCAUUCGGGCUUGGCAAACGAGAAUACAUGGACUUAGACAAACGACCUAAAUCUUACUCAUUCGGGCUUGGCAAGAGAGGAGACGACGAGGACUUAGAGAAGAGACAGCGACCUUAUUCCUUCGGGCUUGGCAAACGAGGGUACGAGGACGAGGAGGAUGAAGACAAGACCUUAUAUGCAUUUGGGCUUGGAAAGAGACCCCGCACGUACAGCUUCGGGCUUGGCAAACGGGCUGAUGACCUGACUGAAGAGGAGGAAGAAGAGGAAGAGGACGAGGAAGAGGAGGGCUUCGAUCUGGAUGAGCUGGAGGACUUGGCUAAACGGGCUUCAGGCAUUCAAAAUUAUGACUUCGGGCUUGGCAAACGUGCUGGUCCUUACUCCUUCGGGUUGGGGAAGAGAGAGCCAUAUGCAUUCGGGCUGGGGAAGAGGCCAUCAGCUGGUAUGUAUGCGUACGGGCUUGGCAAGAGAGGCGGCCCCUACUCCUUCGGGCUUGGCAAGAGAGGCGGCCCUUACUCCUUCGGGCUAGGCAAACGAGGCGGCCCUUACUCCUUCGGGCUUGGCAAGAGAGGCGGCCCUUACUCCUUCGGGCUAGGCAAACGAGGCGGCCCCUACUCCUUCGGGCUAGGCAAACGAGGCGGCCCUUACUCCUUCGGGCUUGGCAAACGAGGAGGCCUUUAUGAAUUCGGGCUUGGCAAACGAGGAGGCCUAUACGAAUUCGGCCUUGGCAAACGAGGAGGCCUAUACGAAUUCGGGCUUGGCAAACGUGGAGGCCUAUACGAAUUCGGACUUGGCAAACGUGGAGGCCUUUACGAAUUCGGACUUGGCAAACGCGGCUCGGGCCAGUACGCGUUCGGGCUUGGCAAGAAGGCGGGCCAAUAUUCCUUCGGGCUUGGCAAACGAGAUCAGGGUGACGCUAGCGACUCCUACACGCUGGGACGGAGGUCUGGCAGCUAUUCCUUCGGGCUUGGGAAGAGAGGAGGACCUUAUUCCUUCGGCCUUGGCAAGAGAGACGGCCCUUACUCCUUCGGGCUUGGCAAACGCGGAGGUCCUUAUGAAUUCGGCCUUGGGAAGAGAGGUGGCCCUUACUCCUUCGGGCUUGGCAAACGUGGAGGUCCUUAUGAAUUCGGCCUUGGCAAGAGAGACGGCCCUUACUCCUUCGGGCUUGGCAAACGCGGAGGUCCUUAUGAAUUCGGCCUUGGGAAGAGAGGUGGCCCUUACUCCUUCGGGCUUGGCAAGAGGGAUGUGAAUGAAGAGGAACAAGAUAAAAUGGUACUUGAAAAUGAGGGUCCUAGUGGUGACUCUUCCUCUUCCUCUUCCUCUUCUUCCUCCUCCUCCUCCUCUUAGGUUUGUCUGUAAUGCGUUUUAAUCUUUUGAAAAACUAUAUAUACAUAAAAAAAAAAUGGUAUACUACGUUGAUUAAGAAGUUAAAUAAAUAAACAAAUAAACCUCGUAUAUGAGAGAAAUUUAUCCUCAAACAAAUAUAUAUAUACAAAAUAAAAUAAUACAAUAUGAAGUAUGAAGAAUAAAAAUAUAUAGAUGUCAUGUUAUAGAGGUGUGAAUCCCUUAUGUAGAGAGACUAUAAGUGACACAACAAACACAAGACAAUAAAUUCAUGAAAGAACAGGAAAACAAAACACAUAUUCCAGUACCUUAUGAAAAGACGAUGCGAGACAAUAAGGAAAAGAAAAAGAAGAAUCGGAUACCUUAUGAAAAACGAUUCUAGACCAUAAAUAAACAAAAUAGGAUUAAAUACCUCACAGAAAGACGGUUUUAGACUAUAAAUAAACAAAGGAAGAUCAGACGCCAUACGAGAUGACAAUAAACGAUAUAAUACUGAAAAAAUAUGUAUAAGGAAAUGAAUCUCGGGAAAUAAAAAAAUAAUAGUAAAUAAAUAUAUGAGAAGUACGGAUAAAAUGACACUAAACUAAAAGAAAAUAAGAAGAAAAGAAAUUGAGAGUAAUGAAAUAGGUAAAUGAAAGAUAAUGCUUAUAUAAACAUACAAACAAACAAUAAAUAAUAAAGAUACAAAAUAUAUGAAAAAAAAUAUACUAAAAUAAAAAAAAAGGAAAGAAGGAAUAGAGAGAAACUGAAUAAAUGAAAAAUAUACACACACAUACACAUCUAUCACACAUAAACAUGAAUAAUAAAAAAAAUUAAUGCAAAAAAUGAUGAAAAAAUAUAAGGAAAAGAGGGAAAGGAGAAUAAAUGAAUGAAAAACAGACAUACACAUAUCUAUACAAAAAAAGAAGAAGGCGUAUACAAUGAAUAAUGAAGGGUAAUAUUUAAAUGUAUACACUGUAGAUGUCUUCCCAUACAUUAUAUAUUAUUAUUCAUCAAACGAAAAAAAAAAUAUGAUGAAAAAAAAAUCUUAAUUCGUUUUACUUAUAACCAGUUUUAAUUUCCACGAAUUAUUUCAUAUUUGCACUUUUCUUUAUUAUUUAAGUAUCUGAUGAUGAUGAUGAUGAUGAUGAUGAUGAUGAUGAUGAUGA